AUGGUGACCACAAACCCACUCGCUUCUAUACUUGACAAGAAUUGUUUGACUGGAUCCAAUUUCACUGAUUGGGUGAGGAAUUUGAGAAUUGUUCUCAAUUCGGAGAAAAUCGGGUAUGUGCUUGAUCAAAAGAUGCCAGACUCCUUUCCUGAGGGUGGGACCCAAGAUGAGCGCGUCACUUAUGAUAAGUGGUGUGAUGAUGACUUAAAAGUUAGGUCAUACAUGCUUGCUUUAAUGAAUAAUGAAUUGCAGAAGAAGUAUGAAACUAUGGAAGAUGCUAGAUAUGAGAUAUCUAAGGCAUUGUACCGUAUGAGGAUGGCUGAGGGAUCAUCGGUUAAUGAUCAUGCUUUGAAGAUGAUUUGGCACAUAGAAGAGUUGGCUAGGUUUAAUCUUAUUAUGGAUAAUGAGUUAGCUGUGGAUUUGAUCCUCUAA
Molecule: messenger RNA, 432 nt
Organism: Syzygium oleosum
Lineage: Eukaryota; Viridiplantae; Streptophyta; Magnoliopsida; Myrtales; Myrtaceae
Exons: 2
Coding region: 1-432 (143 amino acids)
Source: RefSeq, a predicted model, not a curated record